AUGCCUCCAAAGCAGCGUGUCGUCGUCCAGUCCUCCUCCCGCCGAAUCCAGGAUAAACGGGGUUACCUUUCCACCGCAUACCAUGAGCUCACUUCUUCCGAGAACGCUUCUGUAGUAAGAAGUGUUGUUGCAUUCGGGGCUGUAAAUGCAUCCUUUUAUAUCAACUAUGCCGAACGCCGCUUCUCCCUCUGUUCGCAAACUUAUAGCCCUAUCCCCCCCGCCCGCACCGCAAAUCUUCACGAUAGAGAAGCACUUGAACUUGUACUAUACACACUGAAAUGA
Coccidioides posadasii C735 delta SOWgp is the source of this 282-nucleotide messenger RNA. Lineage: Eukaryota; Fungi; Ascomycota; Eurotiomycetes; Onygenales; Onygenaceae. The record is from RefSeq and is a predicted model, not a curated record.